GAAUCUACAAGCUGCCAUCGGAGCCUACUACGAUUUCGAGAGCCCAAACAUCAAUGUCCCCUCCAUGUCCUUUGUGGAAGACGUCACCAUAGGAGAAGGAGAGUCCAUCCCUCCUGAUACUCAGUUUACAAAAACGUGGAGGAUACAGAACACAGGGACGGAAGCGUGGCCCCCGGGGGUCUGCCUCAAGUAUGUCGGGGGAGACCAGUUUGGGCACGUGAACAUGGUGAUGGUGAGGUCCCUGGAGCCGCAGGAGAUGGCCGACGUCAGCGUCCAGAUGUGCAGCCCCAGCACGGCCGGGAUGUACCAGGGACAGUGGCGGAUGUGCACUGCCACCGGGCUCUACUACGGAG
Acanthisitta chloris (rifleman) is the source of this 353-nucleotide messenger RNA. RefSeq lists its product as uncharacterized. Gene Ontology annotation, cellular component: phagophore assembly site. The record is from RefSeq and is a predicted model, not a curated record. Lineage: Eukaryota; Metazoa; Chordata; Aves; Passeriformes; Acanthisittidae. Gene Ontology annotation, molecular function: ubiquitin binding. Gene Ontology annotation, biological process: macroautophagy. The transcript is spliced from 2 exons. The annotation marks the transcript as partial.